This is a messenger RNA of Pseudogymnoascus verrucosus, 2034 nucleotides long. RefSeq lists its product as uncharacterized. Lineage: Eukaryota; Fungi; Ascomycota; Leotiomycetes; Thelebolales; Thelebolaceae. The transcript is spliced from 2 exons. The record is from RefSeq and is a predicted model, not a curated record. The coding region runs from base 341 to 1912 and encodes 523 amino acids.
AUAUCUUUAAUAUUUUAUUGUAGGUGUAUCUAAGGAUUGCGGAUUGUUGUUGGCUGGGAUUUCGUGGCUUAUCUCGGGCCUCGAUUCCCAGCCGUGCGAUUCGCGGGCUGGCCAUGGUGGUUACGUAGGCGCCGCCCGCAACUGAGACAUCCACCACAACCCCUCCUCAUCGAGACAACAAAACAAGAGUACCUUUUCUAUGGGCUCCUGAACAUGCGCGCCGCUGAUGGGCGAUCGAUUCUACAACAUCUACACGUCAAUGCCUCCUCGCGGGUGAUCUGAGCGCAGUGCCCACCAAGGUGACUCGACCGCCCGCGGAGCGGACCGGGCGAGCGACAAGAUGGUUCUCAAGCCCACGCUGAGCCUGACACUUCCCUCGCUGAAGGAUGAGACGGUGCUCGAUUGCCGAGUCUACUUUCCAACGACCUUAUACGACCCCGCCGCGUCCACGGACUCGUCUUCAGGGAGCUGGAGCGGCGAUGACGAAAAACAACGCGAGAGAGAAAGGACGAGAAGCCAGCUGAACGGGGAGGCUCGCGCCUCGGACAGUCACAGGUGGACUGGGAAAAGGAAGAAGGCGGCGAUAAUAGCACAUCCAUAUGCACCGCUAGGUGGGAGCUGCGACGAUUAUAUUGUGCAGCAGACCGCGGGAAUACUGCUGAAGCAAGGUUUCGUGGUGGGGUUGUUCAAUUUCCGUGGUGCGGCUACCUCUAAAGGCAAGACGUCGUGGAAUGGGAAGCCGGAAGUAUGCGAUUACCACUCUAUGGUCGGGUUCAUGGCGGCUUUCAUGCACCACCUCGACUUGGAACCCGUGUCUCCCACCUCAUCUCUCACUGAUGCAGGCACCUACGAACUAAGCACAAUACCCUCACAACUCCCCGCGAACCCCGUAUCCGCGCGUCCCACAACUUCCUCCAGCGCGUCAACAAACCGCGACUCCGCAGCAGUGGACAAUACACCUCUCCUUCUCCUAGCGGGAUACUCCUACGGCUCCCUCAUAACGACCAUGCUCCCACCCCUCCCCGCCCUUCUCACGCCCUUCCAAUCCCCCCUCCCUGGCACCCCAGCCUCCGAAAUAAGACUCCGCGCCCAACACCUGGCAGAAGAACAGAAUACCCUGCACACCGAGCGACUCAAGCGCGCCUCAGAAGCGGCUACACGGCGCCAACACGCAAGGAACGUGUCAGGAGGUCUACGAGUCGGCGGCGACGAAACAUCAGAUGUACAUCACCGGACGAGUCUGGACUCGCACCAUGCCCGGAGGAGCUUGCGACUCGAUAGGCUAGAACACAGCGACUGGGGCAGGAGGAGCGUGGAGCGAGUUCGGAGCUUGCGGAAGAGUCUUGACGGACACCGCUUCUCGCCUCCUCCGUCUCCCUCGCGCCACACGUCGCAGACCGAGAGACGCACGAAUAGUUCGUCGGCUACUAUUGACACCCCCGGCGGCGCAUCCGUGGUAGUGAGUCCGGAAGAGGCGUCUGAAGCUGUGGCUGCGACGGCAGCGGCGACUCCUAUGCCACUUCUCCAGUUUGGCGAGAUGGACGCGGUGUAUCUCCUCAUUUCACCCAUACAGGGCGUGGUGGGCGGUUUGGCAACUAUGUUCACUACCACGUCUGCGAAAUCGCUCUUACCCUCCCUCUCGUUUCGGAAGAAGGAUGCUCAUGCUAGCACUGCGGCUCUUAACGGGGGGGACGGGAAGUUCGUAGAGAAUAAGACGCUGGUGGUGUUUGGGAAUAAAGAUUCCUUUUCGAAUGCUGACAGGAUGAGGAGGUGGACGCAGAAGUUGGAGGGUGCAAGGGGGAGCAGGUUUAGAGCUGUGGAGGUAAAUAAUGGGGGCCAUUUUUGGCAUGAGAUGGAGGAGUUGGAGGUUUUGAAGAGGAGUGUUGAGAGAUGGGCGAGGGAGUUGGGGUGAUUUAAUGGGAGGUAUGACGAAGACACUGCCUGUGUAAUAAAGAGAUGGGCAGGCUAUAGAGAGGGCCAGGCUGGCGUAGUAUACAGCUCUUAAUAUAUCACCGAAAGUUACGAGAUUCUCAC